Messenger RNA from Mercenaria mercenaria, 2356 nucleotides. Its product is annotated as putative nucleotidyltransferase MAB21L1. Lineage: Eukaryota; Metazoa; Mollusca; Bivalvia; Venerida; Veneridae. The record is from RefSeq and is a predicted model, not a curated record. The transcript has 2 exons. Bases 43 to 1287 code for a protein of 414 amino acids.
GGUUCAAAAACUGCCGAAUGUCAACAACACAUUAAGCACACAAUGACAACAUCAAAGCUGAUUUAUAUCAGAGAUCAGUUGGAAAUGGAAAAAAUCAGAUAUGAGAGGCUGAACGAUCUUUUGCACAUUAUGCAUGUUUACAGAGUAGAAAAACAAACAGCAGGAAGAGACGAAUAUGGUAAUUAUUCCAUGAGUAAGAGACGUGUAAAAUAUAGAGCACUCGUCGAAAAUUUUCUCUGUACGGAUGUAUUAGAUUUUGUUAAAACGAGAGAUAUUCGAUUCAGUGGUACGGUACAUGCCGUCGGUAGCUGCUCUGCCGGAGUAUCAGUUUCUGCAAACGAAGCAGAUCUUUUGUUUAUGAUAGACAUUGAUGGGACUUUAAGAGACUGCGAAGAACUACCAGGUUAUGCAAAAUAUCAACUUUCAUGUAGCAGUUUGGAGAAAUGGAAAGACUGCACAACAAGCGAAGGGUAUAUGAUGUCGAGGAAAAUGGCAUCUUUGUUUUACCAUUACGUGGAAGAAGCUUUGAAAUCUGACUUACUGACUUAUAAUCUUGCUGUAUCAGAAGACGAAACUAGUAUUACCCCGGUAGUACGUCUGACGGGCAUUGGAACAAUAGCCACUACGGUUACGGUCGCUUACAGCACGACAGAUAUUAUAGAUAUCGACCUGGUUGUAGCAGUUAGCUGUAAGGGAUUACCCCCUUUGGCAACCGCCACUUGGCUUCAAGGCAAAUCAUCCUGGCCAAAUUCUAAAUCGGUUGAAAAAAUAAAAGAAUCUGGAUUUCAACUUGUUUCAAAGGCACCAUAUCCAUUAAGCGAAGAUGAAGGAACGACGCUGUGGCGUAUUUCGUUCUCUUUGGCAGAAACGAUACUCUUACAGGAUUUGGACGAAAACAUCAAAGCGCACGGGCUCUGCACUAAAAAAUGUUUUGUACUGAUGAAGUUCUUUAGAAUGGGUUAUCUGGCUCCGACAGAGAGGAAUGUAACACCAAUACUAAAAUCGUAUUACUUAAAAGUCUUGUUGCUCUUUGAAUGUCAUGAGUAUCCAGAUCCCAAUUUUUGGACAUCCGACAAGUUGGCGGAACGAUUUUUGUCAAUGUACCAGCGGUUAUACACAAUGAUAGAUGAUAAAAGGAUUCCAGAUUUCUUUAUGCCGGCGGUGAAUAUUAUGACUAGUCCACUUGAUGCUAUAAGAUCCAAUCUAAGAUGUUUGCUUCACCAACCAGAAGAAGCACUUAAGACCUGGAAGAGCAAUAUGAAUAAAAAAUUCUUAUUGUUGUUAUAAACAUAUCUAAUAUUCGGACAUGAGAACAAGUAUUAUCAAAAGAAAGUGGUAAAGGAGAUAGGUUACCUUAAUAUCUGUAUGUGCGCAUGCUCAAGCGGAAGCUAAUGUGACGAUUUACGACGACAUUUACGACGAACUGUAUGUUUUUAUAUAUCUAUUCAUCUGAAAAAAAAUCAUGAACUUGCAUCCGAUUUGAUGCUUAAUGGUUGAUAAUGCAGAAAUGCAGAAAUAAUGAAUAUAUUACCGCAGAAACGCUUCUAAACAUUGUUACCUCAAAAUUACGUCAUUGACGACAUGACGUUACGUGUCAGCUUCCGCGUAAAAUUAAUAGCUUUUAUUUUGAAAGUACGUAAUUCUGUGCAUUUUCUUUAUUUGAUCUAUUUUUAAACAGCCAUUAUUUCAAUGAGUUUUUCGCUCUUAAUAAUGAUCAAUAUUUUGCUUCUUUUAUGUUGUUAUAUUGAAAUGUUAUGUAGAAUGUAAGAAAAUGCACGAUGGUAACUGAUGUUAUUGGGAAUAUAGUUGGAUGAAAGGUAACUUAUUUCGGUCAUUUUCAAAUAAGAAAUAGGCAGUUUGAUUUGUAAUACCUAUUUUUCAGUAUCCGUUGAUAAUUUGUUACUUAUACAUUUUUGUACACUAAAACUAAGCUCUAAAUUUUCAAAUUUCAGUAGAAAUUAGUGGUUUCUUGAAACAAAGCCCGUGACCUAUAUUUAUCCAAACGUAAAAUUUAAAAGCGUUGACACUGGUUUAUUUAAGGGACACUGCUUCGGCUUUUAAUUUGCAUUUCAACAAUACCCAUGAGAAUAAUAGCAGCAUGCAGAACGAUAUUUCCAUAAAAAAUGUUAGACGAGGGGUACUGCUGUAAGUACUUUAUAAGCUGUAAAAUGUGCUUAAAUAAAUGCAAAUAACACUAAAAUAUUACUUACGUUUGAAAUCAGAUAUUUCAAAGCUACAUUAACAAGAAAGGUAAUUUUAUAUAAUAUUUUUUUAUAAGAAAUUACGACAAAAUGCAAGAUAUAAACUAUUUUAAACAUCUCUGUUGCGAUGGUUACAUUAAACUUUAAGAAAAUAG